AGUGUCAGACGCCGCCACCGUUAAUAUUUGUCGGCGCAGAGCUCUGUUUUUGGCGCUUAAAUUCCCAAACAAACAUUUCAUAUAGUUUGCAUAAAAAUAAACACAACAUAAUUUUUAUCAUUCGCAUGAAAGUUGUUGAUAUUUACAGAACUAAUUUAUUACUAAAAAAAGUAAAGUUUAUAAAAAUAUAAAAUAAAACAUGGCUGGUAAACGCACAUUGAAAAGAUCUAAAACUACAAAUGACGCUGAAACAGAAAAGACCAAACAAGAUAAAGAAAAUGAUGAAAAUCCGCCAAAAAGACGCAGCACCCGCUCAACACGUAACACCCGCUCAAUGGCCGAAGAAGGUGGCCAGGGUGCGACGGCUUCACCCGAAAAGGAGACCAAAAAACUUACAUUUAUUAAAUAUCGCGGUACGAUCAAAUAUCAUACCGAUGGCAAUGAAAUAGCAGAAGCUUCAGACAAUUUAAUACAAUGGGUUGAAAAACAGCCCGGCGAUGGUUUAGUGCCCAUUGCUUUUGACAUGGAAUGGCCAUUUUCAUUUAAAACUGGUCCCGGCAAAUCGGCGGUUAUACAAAUUUGUGCCGAAUUAACUACAUGUUAUAUAUUUCAAUUGACAAAUCUCAAGAAACUGCCAGCUGCCCUGGUGGCUUUGCUCAAGCACAAGCGUGUACGUUUGCAUGGUGUUAAUGUGAAAAAUGAUUUUCGUAAAUUAGGUCGUGAUUUCCCUGAAGUGAACUCCGAUGAUCUCAUUGUUAAUGGUUUAGACUUGGGUGUUUGGUGCAAUGAAGUUUGUGAGACUGGAGGUCGCUGGAGUUUAGAUCGCUUAGCUAAUUAUGCGGUGGAAAAAGCUAUAGAUAAAAACAAAAAGGUGCGCAUGAGUAAAUGGCAUGUUAUACCUUUGGAUGAAGAUCAACUCAUGUAUGCUGCAAUUGAUGUUUAUAUUGGUCAACUUAUUUAUCUGGAGUUGGAGAAGAGAGCCAAAUUAAAAGAAACAAAUGAGGCGGCUUUUAUAGAGAAAAAUGGUGAAGCUGCCUUUAAAGCUGUUAAGGCUUUGGGUGAAAAUUUUAUCACUGAAAAAGCCAAUGAAGUUGCAAUUUAAGAAAACAAAUUUAUUUAUAGUUUUUAUAUUAAGAAAAUUACUCGAUUGUUAAUAAAUUAAUGUUUAAAAAGGUACAAAAUGUUAUCAAAAUAAAAGACUAAGGAUUUUUUUUAUAAAGUUU
Molecule: messenger RNA, 1223 nt
Organism: Lucilia sericata (common green bottle fly)
Lineage: Eukaryota; Metazoa; Arthropoda; Insecta; Diptera; Calliphoridae
Gene: WRNexo
Product: Werner Syndrome-like exonuclease
Exons: 6
Coding region: 200-1102 (300 amino acids)
Biological process (GO): nucleobase-containing compound metabolic process
Molecular function (GO): 3'-5' exonuclease activity; nucleic acid binding
Source: RefSeq, a predicted model, not a curated record